ACCCUGUAUAAAACAGCCGAGGCAUACAGAGGAGCUUUGAACAGAGUGGAAGUCGCCUCACAAGCAGUAUUUCCAGCCUUAAACAGCGAUUCACUGCUGGGAUGUCUCUGGUUGUCUUUCUAUGCCUGCUGGCUUGUGUUCACUCUGGCAUUCAAGCAUAUCCACGCAAGCCUGUCAGUCCCAAAGAAGGAGCACCACCUGAGGAGCUGGCUAAAUACUACAGUGCACUCAGACACUACAUCAACCUCAUCACAAGGCAGAGAUACGGGAAAAGAGACAGUCCAGACACAUUGUUUUCUGAUUUUUUUGUAAAGGAGAGCACAGAGAGUAUCCCUGGAUCCAAUUAUGGCAGGUCUGAUGAAUUGUCCAUCUGGUGAUGUUGAUGAUGAUGCUGAUGAUGCUGGAGUUGCCUUAACUUUUAUUUUGUGGCUAAUACAUGGACCUAUGUUGCAUGUGAUAUAUACUAUAUGUUGUGUUAUUUAGUUACAAUGUAUUGUAUAUGUCUAUCAACGUCUUCUGCCUAUAUGGUGUCCCUUACUAAACAGUGCUCUCUAGCGGUGAACACCGGUACAAACUUAUUUUGGUAUCGUGUGACUUGUGAUGAUUGGGACAAGAGAAAAUAUUACCGAUAUUUUGAGGAAGAAUAAGUGCGUUUAUUUUAUAUUGCUAUUAUUUUCUAAAAAUCUGUCAAUAUGUUUAAUAACUGUCUCUGUGUACUUUUUUAUUGUCAUAACAUGUCCAAGUGUAUAAUUGGUUGAUUUUUAGUGUCUUUGUCAAGGAGUUUCCUGUUUAAAUAAAAGUGAAAUUGUAAAAA
This is a messenger RNA of Nerophis ophidion (straightnose pipefish), 814 nucleotides long. RefSeq names its product peptide YY-like. Gene Ontology annotation, cellular component: extracellular region. The record is from RefSeq and is a predicted model, not a curated record. NCBI's taxonomy places the organism in Eukaryota, Metazoa, Chordata, Actinopteri, Syngnathiformes, Syngnathidae. Gene Ontology annotation, molecular function: neuropeptide hormone activity; neuropeptide Y receptor binding. The transcript has 4 exons. Bases 102 to 377 code for a protein of 91 amino acids. Gene Ontology annotation, biological process: feeding behavior; neuropeptide signaling pathway.